Messenger RNA from Candoia aspera, 6303 nucleotides. It is a transcript of the gene GTF3C1, whose product is annotated as general transcription factor IIIC subunit 1. Bases 21 to 6251 code for a protein of 2076 amino acids. Gene Ontology annotation, biological process: 5S class rRNA transcription by RNA polymerase III; transcription initiation at RNA polymerase III promoter. NCBI's taxonomy places the organism in Eukaryota, Metazoa, Chordata, Lepidosauria, Squamata, Candoiidae. Gene Ontology annotation, molecular function: DNA binding. The transcript has 37 exons. Gene Ontology annotation, cellular component: transcription factor TFIIIC complex. The record is from RefSeq and is a predicted model, not a curated record.
CAGCGCGCGUCCGGCAGGUCAUGGAGGCGCUGUGGGCCGCCCUGGACGAGGUGGCCCUGGAGGGGCUGGACGGGGUCACCCCUGGCGCGCUUUGGGAGCGGCUGGCGGGCCGCGUCCCGCCCUUCCCGCUGUCGCUGGAGCCGGGCGCCCGGCAGCUGCUGUGGGCCACGCUGGCCGCGCACGCCGAGCUCCGCUUCUACCUGCUGCCGCAGCCGCGCCCGCCGCUGCGCCUCUUCGACCGGUAUGAAGAAAUUGAUCUUGAAACAGGAAUUCUAGAGAGCAAGCGGGAUCCCGUUCCGUUAAGCGACAUUUACCCGGUGCAUAUGAUUUUGAAUGACAGCGAAGGCGUGCAGGGCUCCUGCCAAUACUUGAAAGAGAGGCUGGACGUUACUGAUCAGAUCAGGACGAAGGACAUGCAGCCCUGUUGCACGUAUACGGAGGCUUAUGAGAAUUGGGGAGAGAGGCUGGUCAUUGUCGCCUCCCAAGUGUUGCGCCACCGGUCACUAAUAAGUUGGGAAGGGGAUCCAGACUUAAAGCUUCCUGACUUCUCCUACUGCAUUUUGGAGCGAUUAGGACGAGCUCGCUGGCAAGGAGAGCUCCAAAAAGACCUCAGUGCGGCUUUUAAGGUGGAACCUGGAAAGCUUCACUAUCAUCGAAAAGUACUGAACCGAAAUGGGCUGAUCUCAAUGCAAUCCCACGUGAUUAGGUUGCCUACGGGGAUUCAACAGUACUCCAUUCUUCUGCUUCUUACCCGCUUCCAUAUUGACAGGAGGAGCAAAUACGAUAUUCUUAUGGAGAAACUCUCUGGCAUGCUGAGCAGCCGGCCAGGUCAGAUGGAAACACUGGGCAACAUAAAGGAGGAAUUGGGUCUCUGUGAAAAAACCUUUAAGCGCCUCUACCAGUACAUGCUGAAUGCCAACCUGGGCAAGGUGGUUUCUGUUCCGCUGCAGGAUAUAUGCUCUGGUGGGAGGCCUUUCAAGACAAAGAAGGGAACUCACGCCAUAGUUCGCUGUUUAAAGCUGGUGAAGGAAUACCAGAAGAAGGUGGCUGACUUCCACGACGACGACGAUGAAGAAAUGGUCACCAGAACCGUGCAGCCUGUGGACAUUGUCUAUGAAAAGGACAUGCUGGCACAAGCGUAUGAGCUGAUCGAAAGCUGGGGGACCAAAGGUAUUUCUCAGGCAGAACUCCGAGCUGCUAUGAAUGUGGGAAAGCUGGAAGCCCGGAUGCUGUGUCGCUUGUUGGGGAGGUACAGAGUGAUCAAGGGGUUCAUGGAGGAUGAGGGCAGGCAGCGGACAACCAAAUACAUCGCGUGCUCCUACGCAGAACAGAGCGACCUGAGCCAGCAGCUUGAGCGGGAGAAGGCAAGGAGCAAGGAGCUGGCCCAGGCCGGCGCGGCCUUUGCCCGUGAUGACAUUUUGCCCGGAGAAGGGCUGUCGCCGGCGGAGGAGAAUGAGGCGGCGGCGGCAGGACUCUCGGAACUGGAGAAGGAAGAGAACGAUGGUGCGAGGCUGAAGAGGGGCGGUGCACAGGCCCUGCCACAGCUUGGUUUUGACGGAGGAGGUGGCCUUCGCCGGUCAGCGGGAAAGAAAGCUAGGAAGAGGAGGUCAUCUCUGCUCCCUCUUGAAUACUUGGAAGGCAGGGAUUCUGCUUUGGACUGGCUAAGGCCAGAAACCAGCCUCUCAAGCUGUGCCCGUUUCAAAGCUGUCUCUGGUGAUGCUGCUGUGGUCGAGGAAGUCCAGCCCAAGACCCCCAAAAAGAGCUGUGAUGAAAAGAGAAAAGAGAAGAGCUUGCAGGCAUCUCCGGUGGAGCGAUCCCACAAGACCUACCGCCUGCUGAAACGUCGGAACCUCAUCAUUGAGGCUGUCCGAAACCUGCGCUUGAUCGAGAGUUUAUUUACGCUUCAUAAAAUGAUCAUGGAUCAGGAGAAGCAAGAAGGAGUCACCACCAGGUGCUGCAAGAAAUCCAUUGUUCGCUUGGUGCAGAAGCUCUCCCAGGAAGGCCUUCUGCGCCUUUACCGCACUACUGUUAUCCAGGAUGGCAUCAGCCGAAAGGUUGAAUUUGUGGUUGAUCCUUCCGUGACUCCUGGUGACCCACUGGUGAAAAGUGCCAUUGAACAAGUGCGUUUCCGAAUCUCCAAUUCGAGUACUGUGAACAGGACUGAAGUUCAGCAGACACCAAUGUCUCAGGACCCAAAAAGGCAGGAGUCUGGGGCUGAGGCCACCCUGAGGGAAAGGAAAGAUUGCUCUUCUCCUUGCCAAGGUGAAACAGCCAGUGAGAAGGUGUGCAUUGCCAAAUUCAGCUACCAUCCCGUUACAGUGCCAGGCCUUGGACGCUCCCUGGGCUUCCUCCCCAAAAUGCCGCGCUUAAAGAUGGCUCACCUCUUCCUCUGGUACCUGAUCUACGGACAUCCUAUCAGUCCAGAGAGGAGGAGAUCUGGCUGUGACGUGCUGGAGGAGGAUACAGGCUGUGCCGCCUCCUGCACUCCGCCUGAUGCAGCAGAUGACAAGGAGUCUCUGAGAAGCCUGGAGGUCCCUGGCCAGGAAGCAGAAAUGGAGCUUGGGGAGCAGAAAGUGUAUGUGGAUGACGCUUCCUGGAUGCAUCACAUCCCUCCUCUGCCAGUCCACCGGGAGUUUGGACAUGGCUGGGCACGUGUUAGUGACCUUCUCCUCUGUUUGCCAUUGUCCAUCUUUGUCCAGAUAGUGCAAGUCAGCUACAAGGUAGAUAACCUGGAAGAUUAUUUGAUGGAUCCCCUGAGGAAACACACGCUCAUCAGAGACCUUCCCCGAUCAGUUCGGCAGCAACUUCUUUACAAGCGGAGAUACAUCUUUUCAGUAAUGGAAAGCCUACAGCGGUUAUGUUAUAUGGGAUUACUGCAGUUUGGCCCCACAGAGAAAUUUCAAGAAAAGGAUCAGGUGUUUGUCUACUUGAAGAAAAAAGCAGUGAUCGUGGAUACCACCACCUGCGAGCCCCAUUACAACCUGGCUCAAAGCAGCCGCCCAUUUGACAGGCGCCAUUACACUUUGAGUGCUCUCCAGGAUGUGGAGAACUUCUGGUUUGACCUGCAGUGUGUCUGCCUCAACACACCCCUCGGAAUUGUCCGCCAUCCCCGUGCAAAGAGGAGUGGAGUUCUUUCUGGGGAGGCCGAUGCGCUCUCAGAUGUGGCCCUGGAGCAAGAGUCAGCGGCCCACCGACAUAACCUGGAGCGCAAGUGUGCCAUGCUGGAGUAUUCAACGGGAUGCCGGGAGGUGGAGGACGAAGGCCGGAUUCCGGGGGAUGGGCUUGGGGCAGGCGGUUUAGACUCCAGCUUUUACAGUCACUUAAAACGCAACUGGAUUUGGACAAGCUACAUCCUUAAUCAGACCAGGAAGGAAAACGCAGUUCCUGAAGCCGGGCACAUGGUCAGACUGCAGACCUUCCUGAUCAAGCGCUCCCUUCCAUUUGGCCCAGGAGGUGGCCACAGUGCGCUCUGGGGAGAGAGUCUGUUGCGUGCAGAGCCUGCUCUACAAAAAGAAGACCUGGAGGUUGAGAAAGAAGCAAACCUGAACAGAAGCCAGAGGGUGAGUGGGGGAAAGAGCCAGAAGAGGAAGCGGCUGAAGAAGGACGUGGUGAGGAAGACAAAGAGAAGGAAGAGAAAGAGAGGUGAAAAUCCUGAGGAGAAGAGCCAAAGGCCACGCUACCACGAUGAGGUGGACCGAAGGGCUCUGCAGAGAAUGACCCGCCUGCGUGUGACGUGGACUGUGCAGGAGGACAGCCUGCUGAUGCUCUGCCGCAUUGCAAGCAACAUUCUGAACACCAAGGUGAAGGGACCGUUUGUCCCCUGGCAGGUGGUCAGAGACAUCAUGCACAGCAGCUUUGAGGAAUCGCUAGACAAGACUUCUCAUUCAGUUGGGCGGCGGGCUCGUUACAUUGUCAAAAACCCUCAGAUCUAUCUCAAUUACAAAGUUUGCCUUGCUGAAGUCUACCAAGACAGAGCUCUGAUUGAGGACUUCAUGAGCAGGAAGAGCAACUAUCAGGAUCCCAAGGUUUGUUCCGAAGAAUUCAAGGCCUUUGUAGAGAGACUGAAGGAGAAGUUCAGCUCCACCCUGGGGAUUCCCAAGCCAGCAAUUCCAGACACCUUGGAGGACCUUUUCCUCAGGUUCCGAGUUCUGGCUAUUGGAAAUGAGACCAGCCAUGGCAGGAAAGAAGAUGAACUCAGCAGCAUUGCUGACAUCCACUUUCUGGUGCUGCAGAACCUGAUCCAAAGCACGCUGGCCCUCUCCAACAACCAGAUGAAGUCCUUCCAGUCCUUCCAGACCUUCCGCCUUUACCGUGACUAUCGGGAUGACGUCCUGGUGAAAGCUUUCCUGGAUUGCCAGAAGAGGGGCUUGGUGAACCGCCGCCGGGGUAAUCACAGCCUGGGCCCCAAGAAGAGCCGGGCGCUGCCCUUUGUGCCCAUGUCUUACCAGCUUUCUCAGAGCUACUACAGAGUGUUCACCUGGCGGUUUCCCAGCACCCUCUGCAGUGAAUCUUACCAGUUUCUCUUAAAGCUUAAAGAAGCCGGAAGACAGGAUACAGUUUCCAGCUUCUCCUUUAAGGACCAAGACAACCCCCUUGGGGCCGAGAUGGUGACUUUUCCUUUAGACGGGCCUGGGGGCUACUGCUCUGCCCUUCUGGCCCUCUUCUCCCUUGGCCUGGUUUCUGUGGACGUUGCAAUCCCAGAGCAAAUCGUAGUGGUUGACAGCACCAUGGUGGAAAAUGAAGUCAUUAAAAGCCUAGGGAAAGAAGGCUUGGAGGAGGACGACGACGACGAUGACGACGAUGGGGAGGAAGACCCGGGCCACAAGCGGCAGAUUGAGGUGACGGCCCGCCAGGCUUCGCGUACCAACUACCUGCUCAUGAGAGGCUAUUGUGCCCCUGGGAUCAUCAGCACCCGGAAUUUGAGUCCCACGGACAACAUUGUUGUUGAUUCUUGUCAAGUGAAAGUGAAGCUGAGAGCCACCCCUGCCCAAAGUGGCCUCUUGGCCGAAGACCCAUCUGAUCUGGAGAACAUGCCGGUUGGGGCUUCCUGCCUCCCCAGCUCCUUCACCAGACGUUUCAGGGUUCCAGAAGAGGGCGACAACACGGCUGAACCUCAGUUGCUGGAUCGUUACAGUCACAGCCCUGCUGAUGCUGCUGCAGACCUUGAAAUCCUCUCCGCCAUAGAAGCCACAUCACACUUUGGGGUCGACCGGGUGACUCUUGCCAGGCAGUUCCAGCAUUAUGAAGCUGCUGCUAGUGGUCACACUCAGGUCUUGCAGCAAUACCUUCAGGAUCUUCUUGAUUUGGAGCAGGUGUUGGAAGUAGGCGGAAAAACUACUCGGCUGGUGGCAAGGAGAUUUGCAAGUCCAUGGCUCUUGCACUCUGUGGGUCUCAAGAAUGUCAGCAACAGCCCGCCAGGCAAAGAGUCAGGCACAAAGAGGGACGGUGCUGACCAAGGACCAGAAGAAGAGCAGCAGGAGCAGCAGCUAGAACAGCCCACCUUCUCUGCUGCAGGAGCAAGAGAAGGACCAGCCAGGAAAAGGCAAAGACUAGAGGGGGAGGAAGAGGAGGAGGGGGUUCCAGAAACAGAUGCUUGCUCCUUGAGCGUGCCAUGCUGGGAAGGAACCAGCACCCCUGUGGUGCAAGAAGGCACAGCCAUACCGAAGUGCAAGAUGGGCACCCACUCCUGUGGGCAAAACGCUGUGGCCCUCCAUGGUGAAGAAGCCUUGGAUUGGGGAAAUUCAACUCAAGAGUCCUGUGAAGAUUACUCCUCAUUGCAAAAGGAUCCUGAAGUUUCCAACGGAUGUGCUGCAGGGCAGGAUUUGCAGGCGGAAGCAAGACGAGAUAGCAUCUGCUUUGUGGGGCGGCCUUGGCGCAUCGUGGAUGGUAGUCUGAACAAACCUGCCUGCAAGGGGAUCAUGGAAGGGGUGCUCUGCCACAUCAUGACAAAGCCUGGCAUCCCAGAAGCGGCCCUGCAGCACCACUACCAGGGUGUCCUGCAGCCAGUGGCUCUCCUGGAGAUACUGCAGGGCCUGGAGGCUCUAGGCUGCAUCAGGAAAUUCCACUUCAAAAAGCAGGGCGCUGCUUCACUCUUCUCAAAACCUGCCUGUGAAGAGAUGACUGCCGACAGCAAGCCAAGCGAUGCCCUGGCAGCGUUCUAUGAGCCGGCCAUCGACUGCACCUUGAAAAUGGGCAGGGUUUUCCCCUACGAACUGAACUGGAAUAAGUGGGGCCCCGGGGCUCCCCAGUGAGGCCUGUCCCGCGCGGCUCUCUUGGCAAAUAAAGCAACCUUCGUUCGUGACC